Messenger RNA from Moneuplotes crassus, 394 nucleotides. Lineage: Eukaryota; Ciliophora; Spirotrichea; Euplotida; Euplotidae. The record is from the annotation of a GenBank genome assembly.
GCCUGAAUAAGAACUCCCUGGAGUAAGCUUGUUGUCAUAUGGACAAGUCGAUCAAUUGUUGAGAGGAACCCAAGUAAGCGAACUUCCAGUGUCAAUCUCAAAGGUGAAACUUUGUUUAGAAUUUCCUACCAAGAAGCUGCCAUAAUAUUUUCGUAUCUUCAAGUGCUCUCCCGUGCCCUUCUUCAACAAUUGUCAUUUCAGAUCCGAGACCCUCGUAGGGAUCUUUCAGUUCGAUUCUUUGAAGUGGGACGCGGAUAGUUUGGGUUGUGACACUUGGGAGUAAGCCUAGUUGGCAAAAUCCAAGUAAACAUGUGAUUGUAGCGGUCAGGGCUACUCCCAUUACUUUCGAGAAUUUUCUUAUCCUAGCGAAAGAAUUUGUUUGUGAAGUUAUCAU